AUGUCAAUGAUGAUUGUUGCUUUAAUUAUUACUACAAUGUGCCUAUUAAGUACCAAUGGCGAAGAGGAAAAGAAACGUACACUUGAUUCAUUAUCUGGUUCGGAUUUUUUCAAAAAAAGUCUUGAUAGUCUUUCGGGCAAUGAUUUUUUCAAACGUGACAACGAAAAACGAACACUUGAUUCCCUUUCCGGUUCGGAUUUCUUCAAAAAAAGUCUUGAUUCACUUUCUGGUAAUGAUUUUUUUAAACGUGACGAAGAAAAACGUACAUUAGAUUCACUUUCCGGCUCUGAUUUCUUUAAAAAGAGCUUAGAUUCAUUGUCUGGUAAUGAUUUUUUCAAAAAGAGUUUGGAUUCGUUAAAUGGCAAUGAUUUCUUCAAGAAGAGUUUGGAUUCAUUAUCUGGCAAUGAUUUUUUUAAACGUCAUACCAAGGCACGAGAACAUGCUAUUGAAGAAUUAUUACGACAUUCAUUAUAUCCACAUAUGUCACGUGAACAUUUUCAUUCUCGUAUGCAUAAACAAAAAAUUGAUGAUGAUAAAGAUAAAUAG
This is a messenger RNA of Rotaria sordida, 546 nucleotides long. The record is from the annotation of a GenBank genome assembly. Lineage: Eukaryota; Metazoa; Rotifera; Eurotatoria; Philodinida; Philodinidae.